Molecule: messenger RNA, 3903 nt
Organism: Choloepus didactylus (southern two-toed sloth)
Lineage: Eukaryota; Metazoa; Chordata; Mammalia; Pilosa; Megalonychidae
Product: ankyrin repeat domain-containing protein 26-like
Exons: 29
Coding region: 276-3857 (1193 amino acids)
Molecular function (GO): protein binding
Source: RefSeq, a predicted model, not a curated record
GGGCCAAGAGGUUCCGAGGCGCGCGGGCGCACUGACGCCAGCGGGAACCGUUUGGCUACAGUUAUUCUGGGCCAAGAGGUUCCGAGGCGCGCCCGCACUGACGCCAGCGGGAACCGUUUGGCUAGUUAUUCUGGGCCGAGAGGUUCCGGGCGUUGUUUCCUGGGUGGAUGUGUGACAGAGAUUGGGUGGGGUCCCCUCUAGCGCUGGUUCUGGGCUCGGGGGACCGCGAAGAGCCGAGGGACAGCUGAGGUGUCUCCGGAGCCGGUGCCUCAGCGAUGAAGAGGAUUUUCGGCUUCGGGAGGAGGAAGAGCGAUCCGUCGCUGAGCUCCGACAGCUCCUGCGGGGACGGUGAGUCUGGGUACCUCCUCCAGGACCAGGACCUUGGCAAGAUCCACAGGGCCGCCAGUCGCGGCAAAGUGGCCAAAGUGCAGCAGAUCCUGUUGCUCGGAGAAAAUGGCGUGAAUGACAAGGACAAAAAGAACAGGACCGCUCUGCAUCUGGCCUGUGCCAAUGGCCAUGCAGAAGUGGUAACUCUCCUGGUAGAGAGAAAGUGCCAGCUGAACUUCUAUGACAAUGAACAAAGGACAGCUCUGAUGAAGGCUGUACAAUGCAAGGAAGAGGAAUGUGCAACCAUUCUGCUACAACAUGGUGCUGACCCAGAUAUUAUGGAUGCCAGUGGCAACACGGCUCUCCACUAUGCUGUCUGUGCUCAGCAUAUACCAAUAGCAGCCAAACUGCUUUCAUACAAUGCAAAUAUUGAGGCAAGAAACAAGAAUGACUUCACACCACUUUUACUUGCUAUACAUGAAAACGAACAGCAAAUGGUGGAAUUUUUAGUAAAGAAAGAAGCAAAUAUACACGCAGUUGAUAAGGCAAAAAGAACAGCCCUCAUGCUUGCUGUGAAUUUUGAAUCACCAAAUAUAGUCAGUCUUCUUCUUCAGAAAGGUGUUGAUGUCUUUUCUCGAGAUACCCGUGGAUGGACUGCAGAAGAAUAUGCUCUUUUUAAUGGUUUUAGUAUCAGUCGCCAACUGAUUUCUGAGUAUAAAGAAAAAAAGCUACCUGUGAAUUCCUCUCAAAAUAAUAAUCCAGGAGAGGAAGAGCAUUCUGAAGAAGACUCUUUAAGCAGGCUUUCUAACAAACCUGGCAUUGAUGAUUCAUGUCCUACAUCAGAUCAAGACUUCGAUUUUGAUACCAAGACUCUCCCCAAACCAAGCUUAACAAAGCUAAUGACUGCUUGUCAGCAAUUCAGGAAAAACAUCGAAGAAAAUCGUAGCAUUGUGAGACCAGAAAAUAGAACCUUGUUGGAGGACAGUAGUUCUGAUAGUGCACAUGAAGAAGAUGUGGUUGAAAGUCUCCCAAAGUUGCCAGUCAGAGUCCAGGGCCUCUCUCAUGCUGCCUUUCCAUCACCUGACCCUCUUCUAAAACCUCCCCUCGAGUCUUCAGCAGUCCCUGGUGCUACAAAGGAAGGAACAACAAAGCCAGCAAUUAUAGAAAAAGAAGCUGGUAUUGGUAUUACUGAAAGUGCUCCAAGAGAACAAACAAAUAGUGGCAAUAUGACUUCUGUUGUUGGAGCACACAAAAAUGAUAGAAGUGAUAUGAUGCCAGCUUUAGGAUUGGGUGAAAAGGAAGAUAUAGAAUCACCUUGGGAUUCUGAGAGCAUCUCUGAGAGUCUUCCACAGAAGUAUGUUGCUCAUUUAUCUGAAGUCACAGAUCGGAAAGGAAAAAAUAUAUUAAAUGGACAAAUAGAAGAUUCUCCUGAGAAAUAUCCUCAUGUGAAGCCCAUGCAGCCUAUCGUUGAAAUGAAAGAUUCUGCACCUAAUAAAGCAGUGAGAAUCAAGGAUGUACAAACAUCCGAAUCAGAUUGGGAUUCUACUAGUUUGACCCUCAGUAGUGAGCAUUGCAAAACAUCUGGGGAUUUGAAAGUUGAUGACAAAUGUCUAUUUGUAUCACAAUCAAUCACCAAAAAUCAGUCAGCAUCCACAGAAUUUGGACAGAUGACCUUAAUAGAUAAAGAGAAGUUUAGUACUGGAACUAUAUUUCUAUUAGAGAAUUAUUCUCUCCAUGACCCGUGUGAAUCACAGCUAUCAGAAAAGAAAGAGAGCAAAGAAGAUUUGUCAGCAGAACUAGACUUAAAAAUGAAAUCAGAGGAAGAACAAGAGAGGCUUGAUGGAAGUGAAAACAACCAACCACAGGCAUUUCCUGAACAAAGAGAACCCAGUCUCGAAAAUGUCUUUCCAUCUCAUUUAUCCUCUGGGUCCCAGGAAAAUACUUGCCAGUCAUCUUCUAAACUUGAUUUAAAUGAUAAUAAAUUAAACUAUGAAAAUGAUUAUAAACCUGACACUGAACACAUUUUUCACAAAAAUAAGGUUGGAGAAGAAACGAAGAAGCACAAAAGAAGUGAAAUGGAAGUGUCAGAAAACUUGUAUGCUGCUGCUGCUGAGGAUGAUGAGGAUGGAUUCAUUCAACAAAGAAAGAGUGAAAAAACUGAUAGACAGCAAUUUCCUAUUAAGGAUAAUGAUUCUAAUAGUAGCAGUCCUGCCUUGCAUAUGAAGGAAGUAAAGAAAAAUGAAAAUGAAAAAUGGACCUCAAAGGAACCUGUGAUUACACCAAGGUUUGAGAAGACAGAUUCACUGACUGGCAUUCUACUGCAAGUGAAUAAUGACAGCAUUUUAAGUGAAAUAGAUCAGGAGGAAGAAAGGACUGCAAAGAAAACAUCUGAUGAAAAGAACAAGGUCAAAAAGCAAAUUAAUUCUGUGGAUGAUCUUGAUGACUUAACUCAGGCAUCUGAAACGGCUUCAGAGGAUUGUGAAUUGCCUAUGUUGCUAAUUGAACAACUUGGAAUGGUUUGUAAAGGUAGGACCCUUAACUUGAUUUUUACUCAUUCUGUUCAUUACUGCAGAUUAAAGAAACUCUUAAAGAUGACAAGAAAGGAGUUAAGUGAAUAUGAAAAUGGAGAACUUAGUUUCCGUGGAGAUUUAAAACCCAAGCAAAUUGAAAGGGAUAGUCAGAUUACUGUGCUAAAACUUCAGAUUGAUGAUCUUAUAGCAAAACUUGAAACUUCAUCUUCAAAAUGCCUACAUCUGUAUGCAAAAAAUCAAGAUCUUCAACAGGAGUUAUUGUCUGUGAGAGCAAUACAAAAGAGAUGUGAAAAACUGGAGAAGAAUAAAAAGAAGUUGGAACAAGUAGUAGUAAACCUCAGAAGUCAUGUAGAAAUGAAUAUGCUAGAACUUGGUCGAGUAGAACAAUAUAAACAGGAGAUUGAAGAAAGAGCCAGACAGGAAAUAGUAGAAAAAUUAAAAGAAGUCAAUCUAUUUUUACAGAUACAAGCAGCAUCUCAAGAAAAGUUAGAGCAGUUAAGGGAGAAUAAUAACACUUCAAUGAGACAGCAGAUGGAACUCAGAAUAAAAGAUUUAGAAUACGAACUUUCCAAAAUGAAAAUUUUCCAAGAAGAUUCUAAUAAAUCAGAGCUGGAAAGAUACAAGCACCUGUAUCUAGAAGAACUAAAAGUUACAGUAUUGUCAAAGAAACUAAAUGAGACUCAGGAGCAGCUAGCAGAGACCACCACCAAAUUACUCAUGGAGAAGCUACGGAACAGAUACUUAGUCAGCCCUCUUACCGUGACACCGGUCCUGGAGCCAUCAUGUGCUGGAAAUCUUAAUAAUCAUUCAGUGCUCAAUAGAAAUCUUAUUCCAAGACAAAAUGUAGUAAUUCCUUCCUCAAUCCCACGGCCUUCAAGUAAUAGCAUGGAGACCUUCUUCACCAAGCUGCAGCAGGAGUUGGAAAGAAAUAUAACUAGAGAAAUACGGAAAGCUGCUGCUGAUUUUGAACUUGGAUCCUAUAGAGUUCCUCUAGUCUAGUGAUGAGUCAAAUCAAAAUCAAGAUCUAAUUUUAAAAACAUCGCAA